AUGAACGGAUUUGCUGCAGUUCUUGUUUUGUUGGGAGUCUUUUGGACGCAGGCUUCUGCAUUGGAUACUUUUGUCCUGCAAGAACCUGAAAAUGACUACGUCACUGGAACUAUGACUAUCCACAAUGAGAAAAACAUUGCUGAAGUCCAUGUCAAUGCUGGCAUGUACUCCUCCGAUACCAUUUUUGACUACUCACAUGGGUAUAUUGCAACAAGGUUAUUUUCACGAAAUGCCUGCUUUAUCCUGAAGAUAAAUAAGGACUACAUCCCAGAGCUGCAAGAAAUUGGACGCCUGGCUUUUGAGAGAAAGACUAUGAAGACAAUAUACUCUCCAAGUAAGGUGUGGGUAGAGUUUCAAUCUGGCCAUUCCGUUUGGGGGGAUAUCAAAGACUGGAUUCUCUAUGGUAAAGAGAUCGAACAUCUCUGUGCAGGUCUGCCUCUCUACCACCCUGUAAAGAUUCAAUCACCACAGAAUGUUAAUGGCUGUGACACUGCAGGAAUUCCAAGUGUUCUUGUCAUGAAAAUCUGUGAAAAAGCCAAUUAG
Messenger RNA from Pelecanus crispus (Dalmatian pelican), 543 nucleotides. Lineage: Eukaryota; Metazoa; Chordata; Aves; Pelecaniformes; Pelecanidae. The record is from RefSeq and is a predicted model, not a curated record.